Ctenopharyngodon idella (grass carp) is the source of this 2233-nucleotide messenger RNA. It is a transcript of the gene ackr3b, whose product is annotated as atypical chemokine receptor 3b. The record is from RefSeq and is a predicted model, not a curated record. Bases 216 to 1304 code for a protein of 362 amino acids. Gene Ontology annotation, molecular function: chemokine binding; coreceptor activity; G protein-coupled receptor activity. Gene Ontology annotation, cellular component: membrane. Lineage: Eukaryota; Metazoa; Chordata; Actinopteri; Cypriniformes; Xenocyprididae. Gene Ontology annotation, biological process: vasculogenesis; angiogenesis; chemotaxis. The transcript has 2 exons.
UUACUCGCAGCACUAUAUCAGCAAGUGCAGUCGGAGCGCAGAGGGACAAUCACGCCAUCCUCUCGUACGGAUAACUUCAGACUUUGACAUUUUCUCCAGGCAUCGGAGUCUCGUUACCAAAGGCUACAUUUAAAAGUCUAGCAGCACCAAAACACACCACAAGGAUUGUCACUGUCGCUGUGUCCCAAAAGCGGUAAUAACAAAAACGUGGCAAGAUGAGCUUGAACGUGAAUGACUUCAAUGACAUUUUGGAUGCACUGGGUGAACUGAACUUCUCAACUCUUGACGAUAAUGUCUCCCAUGUGGAAGUGUGUCACAGCGCCUUUAGCCAGAGGGCUUUGCUCUACGCUCUCUCCGUGCUCUACAUCUUCCUCUUCAUCAUCGGCCUCGCCGCCAAUGCUGUGGUGGUGUGGGUGAAUGUGCGAGCUGAGGGGAAACGUUACGAGACUCACCUGUACAUCCUCAACCUAGCCAUCGCUGACCUCUGCGUGGUGGCCACUCUUCCGGUCUACGUUAGUUCUCUGCUUCAACUCGGCCACUGGCCAUUUGGUGAUGCCAUGUGCAAAAUUACACACCUGAUCUUCAGUGUCAACCUCUUCAGCAGUAUCUUCUUCCUUACGUGCAUGAGUGUGGACCGCUACCUGUCCGUGAAACUUUUUGGAGAAGGUCCCAGUCAGAAGAAGAGAAGGACCAGGCAGCUAAUCUGUGUGGGCAUUUGGCUGCUGGCACUCUUUGCCGCCCUCCCUGAAACAUACUUCCUUCAGGCUGAGAAGUCCAGCCAUUCAGACAGCAUCGUAUGUAAGUCUGUGUACCCCGUGGACAGCACUAAGGAGUGGACAGUUGGCAUCCAAUUGAGUUUCUUCAUGCUCGGCUUUGCCAUUCCCUUCCCUAUCAUUGCCGUGUUCUACAUCCUCCUGGCCGGUACCAUCCAACCCUCAGCUGACCAGGAGCGUCGCGUCAGCCGUCGCCUCAUCUUCACCUACAUUGUGGUCUUUCUAGUGUGUUGGCUGCCCUACCAUGGAGCUCUACUGCUUGACACACUAGCCUUUCUCAACGUGCUCCCCUUCAACUGCACUCUGGAGAACGUUCUCUAUGCAGCGCUGCAUCUCACUCAGUGGUUCUCCCUCCUUCACUGCUGCGUGAACCCCAUCAUCUACAACUUCAUCAACAAGAACUACCGCUACGACCUCAUGAAGGCCUUCAUCUUCAAGUACUCUACCAAAACUGGCCUCGCUAGGCUUAUCGAUGCCUCACAUGUUUCUGAGACAGAAUACUCUGCUGUGGAGAACCAGGGACCGUUAUGAACAUGUUAUGAUGGUGUUGACCAUCAACACCAGCCCUGCAAAGCUCAGAGAUAGAGAGAGAAAACAGUCAUGGAAAUCUCUCUGGAUGUUUUGCUUUUGAGGCAUGGCCAAAUUCGAUGCUUUGUCAAAUAGUGGAACAGCUUUGUACAUGUACAGUUUGCUUACACUCUAAAAAAUGCUGGGUAAAAACAACCCAAGUUGGGUUGAAAAUGGGCAAACAACCCAAUCACUGGGUUUGUCCAUUUUCAACCUAACUUGGGUUGUUUUUAACCCAGCAUUUUUCCCUGACAGCAACAUUGUGUCGGCCCAGAUCCGGCCCACAUCUGGUCCGUGCGUAAUCCACAUGUACCAGAUGUGGGCCACACUAUGUUGCUGUCUGGGUUUAGAGUGUAUCUUUAUAAACAGAUGAAUGUUUAUGCUUUUUGUACAUUAUUAUGACAGUUAUAGAUGUAUUGAGAAAGCACUUGUAUUGAUUUGAUUUGUAAGUCUAGCUAGGCUUUUGUGUCAGUGAAAUUGGUGGAAAAGGUCCCUUCCUGUCCUGGAGCCACAGAAAGACUCGUAUAAUCCGUUCUCCACUUAUCUGUGGCUUUCCUACAUCUGCCGGAAGGACUCCAAGAUCAUGUUUUCAUACACAACGUGUUAUGUCUGGUAAAAUGGAGGGGAAUGUUGAAAACCCAAACAAUAGAGUGGAGAUAAGCAAGUCCAAAUCAAGUGAUAAUGUAUAUUGAUGUCAUGCUGUUUGUUAUGCUUGUGGGAAAUGAUACACUUUUUAGCUAAGUUGUACAUUUCUAGAACAAUGCUUGCUGCAUUUGUAAAUGUUUUGUAAAUAAAAUUAUAUUUAUAUACUCAUUUUGUAUGUUCAGUGUUUAGAAAUAUUGUCUGACAUAAAAAUGUGCCAUUGAAAUAAAAUUUGUAUCAAUCUUUUGGAA